Molecule: messenger RNA, 662 nt
Organism: Bubalus bubalis (water buffalo)
Lineage: Eukaryota; Metazoa; Chordata; Mammalia; Artiodactyla; Bovidae
Product: tripartite motif-containing protein 43-like
Exons: 2
Coding region: 57-662 (201 amino acids)
Molecular function (GO): metal ion binding
Source: RefSeq, a predicted model, not a curated record
UUUAAAGCUCACGGCAACAUAAUGUUCUUUCUUUUUUCUUUUCUCUCUUCAGAAACAUGAGUUCCAAAAGCUUCCAGAAUGAAGUCACCUGUUCCCUAUGUGUGAAGUAUUUCAUAGACCCAGUCACACUGGGCUCUGGACACAGCUUCUGUAUGCCAUGUCUCUGUCUCUACUGGGAGGAAGGCGAACGGCCUCCUCACUGCCCUGUGUGCAAGGAAACAUCCCAUCAACUGAACCUGAAAACCAACACUGAUUUGAGGAAACUGGUAUUUCUUGCCAGACAGAAAGGACUCUAUGACUUACCCAAUCGUGCAGGAGAGAUAUGUGAGAUACACAGAUAUACCAAGAAAUUCUUCUGUAAAGUCACCAAGGAUGUGCGUUGUUUACUCUGCUGUAUGUCUGAGCAGCAGGGCACUCCCAGGCAUGGUUCCCUUCAGUGGACGGCUGAGGAAUACCGGCAAAAGCUUCUGAACAUAAUGAGGUCCAUGUGGAAAAAGAUACAAGAAAAUAAAAGAAAUCUGAACAGAGAAACCAACAAAAUCAGAACAUGGGAUAUAAGCAAGAAAUUCUAUUUCAUUCAGCACAGAAUUGGGACACAUGAUGUUUAUUCUAAACCUACGUUUGAACUAAAUAUUCUAAUGUUUAUGUUUCAAUAUGGGUGA